This is a messenger RNA of Aureobasidium melanogenum CBS 110374, 795 nucleotides long. RefSeq lists its product as uncharacterized. The record is from RefSeq and is a predicted model, not a curated record. Gene Ontology annotation, biological process: regulation of DNA-templated transcription. Bases 1 to 795 code for a protein of 264 amino acids. The transcript has a single exon. Lineage: Eukaryota; Fungi; Ascomycota; Dothideomycetes; Dothideales; Saccotheciaceae. Gene Ontology annotation, molecular function: DNA-binding transcription factor activity.
AUGUCUUUCAACAUGAACUUCAACGAGGAGAGCAACGUUGCCUACCUCGGCACUAGCGAGGACCUCGAGUUCGGCGGCUACGGUGGCUUCCUCAAGGAGGGAGCCGACAUGCAGUUGUUCGGGGGUUUCGAAGAAACUCCUUCAUCUGCUGAUCGUGCUCUUUUCCAGAGCCUCUCCGCCUACAACAACAGCGUCAAUCCUGCCACUGUCUCGCCGCAGGAACUUUCCAUGGCGCCACCACAGUCGGCGUCUAUCCCCUCUUCCGCCAACAUCCCUGAGCUGACUCCUGCCGAGUCGCUUCUGUACUACACACCAGAGGUCGAGGGUCUGCCGUGGUUCUCUAACUCGGUCGACCCCUCUCCUCUGCUGCAGGACGACAUGGCACCUCCCACUGUUCUUCAACAUGGUGAUUCUCUGUUCGCCGCCGAGGACCCCAAGCCUGAUAUGCCUAAGCGAGGUGUGCCUAGUUGCGCAGAACUCAUGCGCCAGACCACCGACUCCCUCCCUCCGACUCCUAGGUCGGCUGUUCUUGGUCCGACCCCUUCAGGGGUUCGCAAGCCAGGCAGCAGAAAGGCCACUAGGCCACUCAAGGACAUCAACCUGGACUUGAUCACCGACGAGAAGGAGAGGAAGAAGGCCAAGAACACCGAGGCCGCUCGCAGGUCUCGAGCAAAGAAGGCCGACCAUGAGGCCGCGCUCGAGGCCAAGAUCGCCGAGCUCCAACGUGAGCUCGCGAUGGAGAAGGCAAAGAAUGAGCAGCUCCAGGCCUACAUCAACAGGGCACAGCCCAUGUAG